This is a messenger RNA of Ctenocephalides felis (cat flea), 2208 nucleotides long. RefSeq names its product slit homolog 1 protein-like. The coding region runs from base 1 to 2208 and encodes 735 amino acids. The record is from RefSeq and is a predicted model, not a curated record. Gene Ontology annotation, molecular function: protein binding. The transcript has 10 exons. Lineage: Eukaryota; Metazoa; Arthropoda; Insecta; Siphonaptera; Pulicidae.
AUGGCAAGGAGUGCCUGGAGUGAUCUUCUUGCACCAGAAUGCCCAAGUAUAGAAAACUGCCGAUGUACGAUUCCCCGGGUAUUACAUUGCACGGGCUCGAAUCCAAAUUUUUACGAAGAAGUGUUGGAGUCUGUAUAUUUUUUACCAAAUGGAACAAUUGAGCUGCUCGAAAUAUUAUUAGAAAGUAACACUUCUUAUGUUGGUGAUAUAUCGACUAGAAUUGGUCAACUCUCUGUACCCAGAUUGGCCGUAUCAUCAACUUCUGGUCUUCAAGGAUUAGACCAGUCUAGCUUUUUUAGUUUUAGGAAUCAGCUGAAUCAUUUAGGUUUAGCAGGUAACAGACUGGAGUCUGUUCCUUAUUUAGCUUUAUUUAUUUUAAUGAAUUUGCAAACAUUGGAUUUACGACAGAAUUCAAUAUCUGAGUUGCACACUGAUGAUUUUCAAAAUUUGCGAUAUUUAAAACAUAUCGAUUUAUCUGAAAAUUCGAUACGCGCCAUAGCGGCUGGUACGUUUAAUGGCUUAUACAAUUUAGAAGAACUGAUUUUGAGAAAAAAUAAUUUGACCAAAGAUGCUCUUAUUGCUUUGGGCGAUUCUCCAACUUUACGAGAAUUGGAUGUAUCGCAUAACCAAAUUAAUGGCCAUGUCGACGAAGAGCUUAUGCCUAAUUUGCCAAAUUUGGAAGUACUUUUACUUCAAAAUAACCGCAUCAAAAGCGUAAAAAGUGGAUGUCUGGCAGGAUGUCCUCAAAUACAAACGCUGAAUCUAUCUCACAAUUCUAUCGACGUUUUAGAAGAUGGAGCAUUUUUGCUUCUUUCUGAUUUACAGAUUUUAGAUUUGUCGCACAAUGAAAUUGUAUCAGUAUCACGUUGGUCAUUGAGAGGUUUGACAAAUUUACGGGUGCUUCAAAUGAAUUUCAAUAAUUUACGAACAAUAAGUAUUGACUUAGUUGUUUCAUUAAAUAAUCUACAAGAAUUGUGGCUAAAUAAAAACGAUAUAGCAAAAGUUGAAGAAGGUGUUCCAAAACUUCUUAAUCCAGAUUUAAAAGUAUUGCAAUUGGCAGACAAUCCUCUAGAAUGUGGAUGCACUAUGCGCGAAUUCGCAUCAUGGCUUCGACAUUGUCAAAAUUGCGAUCAUCGUGGUUUACGUUCUGCAAUAUGCGCAACUCCAGCUCGUCUUUCUGGAGGUCAUUUAAUUUCUACGAAAGAAGAAGAUCUUAAUUGCGAUGGCAUAGACGAUGAUCCAAUAACUAAUAAAGAAACAAUCACAAGCAUUGUUAUGGAAGGCAAACAAGUCAUGCCCACAAUACCAGGACUACCGCCUAUAUCCAAAUCGAUACAUCUAUAUCAAUACAACUAUACUCCUGAAUCCGGUGUAGUUCUAACAUGGGGAAUAGCUCCUGGACCAUCUUUUUCUUGUGAUGCUAUUUUCGUAUACGAGUCGAAAUUAUAUGGUCACAUAGAUGAAGUUUUGUUGGACUCAAAUCCAGUUAGAUGCCCGAAGAAAAAUAUUAACAAAGAUGUUGACAAAAGUAAUGAUAACUGGCGAAGAGUUACUUUGGCAGUACCUGGAAGUUUAGAUCUCCAAGAAGGUGGCUUUUAUCGGUAUUGUUUGGUAUUAACAAGAUCUACAGAAGAAGCAAGUGAUGACGUUAACUUUGCUAUCGGAUGCAGUGAUCUUAUACAAUUAUAUAAAAACGGUGAACAGUCUCAAUCUCCAAGUUCAACUAUUGGUUUUGUCAGUUCCGCCAUCAGCGGUGCAGGAGAAUUGCGAUUGCGGGUAUCAGUUCACAAAAAUACUGAUGCCUUGGUGAAGGCAAUAGAAAGGAACCAGGACAAAGACUCCUGCGAGUUGGGGGUUGCGGUUCUCGCUCAGGGUAGCGUUAUUGCCCGACGGGAUGCACCGUGCAAUGUACUAGUCAGAUUACAGGGAUUCUUGGAGGGUCCAUACACAGUAUGCGUUGCAUUGGCUGGUCAUAGUGUUCCUGGACCGCAUGCCAGGUGCGCUCAGGUGAUAAGGAAUAUGCAAGUAAAAGACUUCAAUUAUGAAAAAACAAAAAGUAUGAUAAUUAUCGGUAUGUUGGGUGUUAUUUCAAUAGCUGUUAUGGGUGUUAUUGUAACUAUUGUAAUAGUAAAAUUAUUGAAGCGACACCGUAAAACGUGCCAUGCAUAUUACGUGAAGUUGAAUAACACAUCAAAUGUUUCAUCAUGA